Molecule: messenger RNA, 1524 nt
Organism: Ilyonectria robusta
Lineage: Eukaryota; Fungi; Ascomycota; Sordariomycetes; Hypocreales; Nectriaceae
Exons: 5
Coding region: 332-1345 (337 amino acids)
Source: RefSeq, a predicted model, not a curated record
GGAUGAGAGGUCUGUUGUGACUGUUGUGACGUAGCAGAAGGGCGCGAGGAGUGAUGGAGAAACAUCUCUCCGGCGCCGUAGCUCGUCCAAUCGGCGGAAUGAUGGCAAAUCAUCGGCAAAGGAAUUUCGCCGACCCGACACCUUAAAUAAGUGGCCUGAGCGAGCGGGGAAGCUGACGACUCCAUCCUCGCCUCCGCACUCACACCACCCGCCAACACAAACUCAAGCUAGUCUGCUUCGCAUCCCAGUUUAAACUCGACGAGUCCGUGCUCACCAACUCUCGCCCCUGUUUCUCCCCUGUUGCCCCCACGGCUUCUCUCCAACCACUACAAUGGCCGGCCGCCCCCUCUUCCGUGCCCCCACCACGGGUUCCGCCGCCAAACUGACCGAAGACAUUCAUGAUAUGCCGGAAAGCCGCUUUGAAGCUGUUAUCGCAAGCUCCUUCAAGAAGACCGAUGAGCAGACGCGCCAGACCAUCACUGUCGAGGUCACCAACAUCGUCGAGCUGCCCCUACUCUCUUUCGAGGUGGGAGACUGCGAGGAAGCAGCAAACUACGACCCUAAGUCACCCGACGCUAACGUGAAGCUCUGGACCGAUUCCAAAGGUGAAGUGCGGGUCAUCGAGCUCCCGAACCAUGCCCUCGUCGAUCCUCUCAAAACCUUCUACGAGAUCGGCCGCUCUGUUGACGCCAACUAUGUUGCCUUCGACUUGGCGUCGAUAGGGGGGGGCCCACUCAAGGUUGUGGCCGAGCUCCUUGCUUCGGCCGAGACACAUCACAAGGAAAUUCUUGAUCACCUGAAGAGAUUCACUUUACUCGCUGUCAUGAAAACAGGGACGGCGGAACGCACCGACGCCGGCCGUGAGAAGGACCCCGUCAUUGACGAACCCGGACAUCGCCUGGACGGCAAAGCAGUCAUCUCCAGGCCCCUGCAACGACAAACCGACAUACUCUUGUCGCUGCACCUCGUAGUCGCCCAGAGAACGCUGGAAGCCUCAUUCCUCCAACUCUUGGCCGAUCCAAAGCAAGACAACUGGGAAGCCUGCCUUCUUGUUGUUCUUGCUUUGUGUCAGCUGCACGACAUCUAUCACCAAGACUGUAAAAGACGGGCCGAGGAGAACGCCGACCCUACACUCGAGAGCCUUCCUUGGCUACUGGAGGCUGUUGAUGGCGUCUUCAAGCUUAGCCUGAAGUUGGAGGAUGCCCGCACAAAGCUGCCGCAGCCCGACAGAGCUGUUCAACUUUGUCUGCCAAGUAUCCAGAGGUGGUGCACACCGAGGACGUCGACGCCCGUCAAGUUCGCGUAUGACUGGUUCCUGGUGCAGGGGGUUGCACAAGGCAAGUGAUUUGGAGGGCUCGGUGUGAUGGUGAUGGUGAAAUUGUCUUCUGAUCCUGUUUGUCAAAAUUGGGAGGAAAAAAAAUGUUGGCGUCUUGGAAAACAUGGUUGGAAUUGAUACAAAAAGUUUGCAUCUUAGAGAAUAUGGCUCAGAUUAAUACAAAUAGUUCUCGUCUUGGAAAGCACGGC